This is a messenger RNA of Penicillium coprophilum, 648 nucleotides long. RefSeq lists its product as uncharacterized. Gene Ontology annotation, biological process: Notch signaling pathway; protein ubiquitination. Gene Ontology annotation, molecular function: zinc ion binding; ubiquitin protein ligase activity. Bases 1 to 648 code for a protein of 215 amino acids. Gene Ontology annotation, cellular component: nucleoplasm. The transcript has 3 exons. Lineage: Eukaryota; Fungi; Ascomycota; Eurotiomycetes; Eurotiales; Aspergillaceae. The record is from RefSeq and is a predicted model, not a curated record.
AUGGACGAUUCCAUGCCGCGAGAGGAGAUAAUCGGGGUUGUGAUUGGGGCCGUUGCACUGUUUUCCCUGAUCAGCAUGAUUCCGGUGCCCGAUAGUCUUGGCUCCCCCGCUUCAUGCAUGCGAAAUGUUCUCGAAGCUCUGACUUGCCGAUCACUGAUUUAUGAUUUUCUACUUAGCAUGAUCAUGUGGCAUCACCGACGAAGGGCAGCCAUACAAGCAAUGGGCCAAACCACAGUCCUCCCCCCGAUUUAUCAGGUACAGUUGCAGAACGUGUUGGGCCAACCGGUGUCUGGCCAACCGGUGUCUGUGGACCGAUGGUUGGCAGAACAAAACGUGCCCACCAGUGCCCAGCAAUACGGCCAAGAUACUUGCCCCAUCUGUCUAUCAGCACUAUCGUCAUCCCCGUACCUCGCCUGUCCCGAUCCAUCCGUUCUAGCCCACGAUCAGUAUCACAACCCGACUGCACGGCCAGACGCUUUCUGCAUCUGCGGGGCAAAACAUUCCCCACCCGGCAGCGAGGUGCUCGUACUGAAUCGCUGCAAGCAUGCCUUCCAUCUAGAUUGUCUGAAGUCUUGGUUUGAAUACCGUCGGUACAAGUGCCCGAUCUGCCAAGCUUCGUAUUCGCCAGAGGAAGAAGCACGAGGAUGA